Molecule: messenger RNA, 2470 nt
Organism: Linum trigynum
Lineage: Eukaryota; Viridiplantae; Streptophyta; Magnoliopsida; Malpighiales; Linaceae
Source: the annotation of a GenBank genome assembly
GUUGGAGCCUGGAGGCAUUAAUAAACCUAACCAAGGCUGAUAAGCCUCUUUCCAGGCCCAGGUAGUUGAGGUACACGGAGCUGUAGUGGGCUUGUCUCGUGCUUGGAGCCCAAUGAGCUCGAUCAAACCGGACAGUGUUUAUGGACUUGGGCCAUUACCAUUGGUUGUUAUUGGGCUAACCAAUAUUCUCCCUCCCGCCACGGCGGGAGAAAAAGGUGCGGCCACCGACACGUGUCAGACAGUCAAACUCUCCGUCUCCAAUACGUGCCGUUCUCUUCCAUCGGCCGGCGAUUCCUCUCUAUCUUCUGCUCAAAAGGAUUUGAAACAAUAAAAAAAAAAAACAGAGCAUCGAUUAGUGUAAUGGUUGACCGACUAAUCACAUUGCUUUUGCUUAUCACUAAUCAAGUUGUACUUAAUUAGUCUUUGACGGGGAAAGACUACUAAUUAAUCAUGUUGUUUAUCAUUAAUCAAGUACUUAAUUACUCUUUGACAGCGAAAGCUUACCCACUCGUCCCUGUCCAUAUAUAUAUAUAUAUAUAUCAAUAUCCUCAUGACAUAACACGACAAAAACCUCACCAAUCACCAUCUGCUCUGUCUGAUCCAAGAUCUCCAAGCCGCUGCUCCAUCCAUUUGGAAGGAGUCUCGAGGAAUUCUGAAUUAUUAUCGACUGUUGUUUGAAUUCGAAGUUCGAACCCAUCAAAAAACAAUGGCUCUAGCACCAUUACUGCAACAAUACGUCUCCAAGAUCCCCAUCAUCUCCGUCACAUUCAUCAUCAUCAUCACAAUCGCCGCCGCGUUGCUGAUACCUGUACUAAUCCGUUACAAAAACUCUGCUGCAACAAGCAGCAGCAGCAGAUCACGUCGUCGACCACCGCCGCCAGGGCCGUGGAAGCUGCCGGUGCUCGGCAACCUCCACCAGCUCGUCUCCGACCUGCCGCACCACCGCCUCCGCGACCUGGCCCAGAAGCACGGCCCGGACGUGAUGGCGCUCCAGCUCGGGGAGCUCUCCUACAUCGUGGUCUCGAGCCCAGAGGCCGCCAGGGAAGUGCUGAAAGCCCACGACCUCAACUUCGCGACGCGGCCCUGGCUGCUGGUGUCGGAGAUCGUGUUCUACGGCGCGCAGAACAUCGGCCUGGCGCCCUACGGCGAGCACUGGCGGCAGAUGCGCAAGAUCUGCGUCAUGGAGCUUCUGAGCUCCAAGAGGGUCGCCUCCUUCCGGCCGAUUAGGGAAUCGGAGGUCUCCAAGUUGGCCGCCGCCGUCUACGGCGGAGUUGGGGGAAGCGUUGACCUAGGCGGGCUCGUGGCGGCGGCGACGAGUGGGAUUACUUUCAGGGCGGCGUUUGGGAUGGCGAAGGAGACGAUGAGUAAAGAAGCGACUUUCGCUGGUCUGAUUGAGGAUAUUGUGGUUGCUACGGGAGGUUUGAGAGUGACGGAUGUUUACCCUUCUCUGAAAUUUCUGCCAUACUUGACUGGGUAUAGAUCGCAUCUCACCAAGAUGCAUCUUGCUACCGAUGCUGUGCUUCAAGAAAUCGUCGAUGAACACAAGGUUCGACGAGAACGAGGUGGAAGAAGCGGUGAAGGCGCUGCUGAUGAUCUGGUGGAUGUUCUGCUUAAUCUGCAGGAGGAUGAAAGUCAUGAGUUGGAGAUCCCCUUGACUACAGAGGCAAUCAAAGCAGUCAUUUUGGAUAUAUUCUUGGCUGGGAUUGAGACGAGCUCGACAACAGUGGAGUGGACCAUGUCGGAACUGAUGAGAAGUCCGGAUGUUAUGCGAAGAGUACAAGAAGAGGUGCGGCGAACGAUUGGUGGUGAGAAGAAUGUGGACGAAGAGUGUCUUCACGAUCUGACUUAUUUGGAUCUGGUUAUUCAGGAGAGUUUGAGAUUGCACCCUCCGCUUCCUCUCCUUCUUCCGAGAGUAGCUCGGGAGAGAGUUGAGAUCAUGGGAUACGAGAUUCCUGUCGGAACUAAAGUGAUCAUCAAUGCGUGGGCUAUCGGGCGAGACCCUCGUUGUUGGCAAGAGGCUGAUGAAUUUAUGCCCGAACGGUUCCUCGGUCGUGCGAGUGAUUCUAAGGGGAGUGAUUUUGAAUCCAUCCCUUUUGGUUCCGGAAGAAGGAUGUGUCCUGGAAUGUCGUCUGGAUUGGCUGUUGUGAAGCUUGUAUUGGCGAAGCUACUUUAUCAUUUUGACUGGCAGCUCCCUGCUGGAGUCACCCCACAAACUCUCGACAUGACUGAGCGUUUUGGCUCCGGGGUCAGAAGAAAGCAUAGCUUGCACUUGAUACCAAUAGCAUACGACAUUGCCAUGCUAUGAAAGGAUGAGAAGAUUGAGAGAUGCUUGCCCCAGAAAGAUGGGAGCUUCAUGUUCAUUCUCCUCGUUUCUCUGUCCUUUUUUCCAGUAUUGUUGUACCCACAAGAUUUCAGUAAGGCCUGGUUAUCUGUUAAGAUUGUACUUCAUCAAUGAAUCAACCUGUGACUU